GUGCCUUUUGUUCAAUUCCCUAUCUUGCCGCAACUGAUUGGCAAAAAAAAGAAAAAUACCGACCAUAAAGGAAAAGCUUACUAAAAUAAAUUUUUUACCUUUUCGACCACUAGACGUGGAAAUUACAGUUCGUUGUACAUUCAUAGGAAACGCCAACCUUUGAUUCCAGAAAAUGUCGGUGUUUCACCUGGGAAUCGUUUGUGCAUGCGUCCCGUGGUUUUACGGUCCGUAUGGGCAGCAAUCUUUGCAACUGGCGCAGUACUUGUACGAUACCUACCAGUACCAAAUCUCGUGGUUCGUGUACGAGUCGCAGCCGCUGCCGCAGGACAAGAUGGACAAGUACCCCUGGGUCCGGUUUCAUCGGAUCGGUAAGGCACCUUGGAUCUACAUUUCGGAGCUGAACGCCGAGUUCCGAAAAGCAAGUGCAGUUGCGUCUUCUAGUACUUCUAUUUCGGCGAAGAAAAGCCCACCGGCUUCAUCCGGCAAGGGCCGGAAGAACAAGAACGGGGAACUACAAGCUCGAACAACGUUGCCGCCAACUUGGGAAAAAAAGAAAAUUGAUGCUUUUGUCACGAUGAUGGACAUGAACCGGAUUUUUGUGGACGAGCCCUUCGAGCCGGUGGCCGUGUCCUUAUGCAUUGCAAAUAUGUCUGGGUCUGGAAGGUUGCAACUUGUCAUGCUACAUCUGGAUCGUGCAAAAAUUUGUGUUGCAUGAUUACCAAAAGAGGUCCACUUUUGAGCAAGUUUAGAGGCCUUUUCUCAUGCAGGAACGGCAUGAUAGAGAUCUCACAGAACCUGUCAUGCUAGGCCGUGCAUGCCAGACCGCGUGGGUCAUGGAAAACCUGCAUGACAAGCCUAGCAAUCUUCUACAGAGCCACACAUUUUUGCAUUUGAUAGUCCUGGUUUCCCAACCACUGGGAGAAGCUGGACAUCCACUCGCGCCACGCGCUGAGCCAGUUCGAGGUCGUAUGUCCCUUGGCGCCGUCGGACGCCGUUUCGAUCCAGGCUAUCAACUGUAAAAAUGUCUGGGUCUGGAAGAAUCCAACUUGUCAUGCUGAUUUUGAAUUCUAAAAAAAUAUCAAUAUGUAUUGCAUGAGCAGCAAAGAGAGUCCAAGUUUUGCUGCACGGAAAGAGCAUUUAUCAUGCGGUAUAGGCAUCAGGAAGCCCUCACAAAAUCUGUGAUGUUAGGGCAUGCAUCACAGACAUCAGGAGUCAUGCAAAAUGUGCAUUUUGGCUCAAGUGGAGUUUCGCAAGGAAAGUAGAUAAACACCCGUACGUGGCGGGUCCUCUGUGCCCCUUUACAGUAGUACAAGCUAGAGCAUCGGCGCCCCGAGCGUCCGUGCGAACACUAAAAACGCACAUGGCCUCUCCUCCGACGACAGCCAUCGACUUACCGUCUUGCCCACGCCCAGAAGCACGGUAAAGGACCGCCACGCCGCCAAUGACUGCCGGUGGAUUGGGCAGGUGCCAUGACAAGCAUAGCAUGGACCUCGGCAUAAAGCACAACACGAGCGGAAAAAGGGCGCUUCGUUACUAUCUUCGAUGAGAAGGCUGGUCACCACACGCGGCCCAGCACAAUCCCCAGCAUGAGUGGAGUCGGACGCUUUCGGGAAGACAUCUUCCGCGCAGGGUCCGCGCAUCAGCAGAUGCCGCGUGGCGCAUCACGGGACGCGAGCGUGCGCUGGAGCCACGGCCAUGUGAUGGCGAUCCUCUGGGCGGAGCAAAGUAGUAUAGAGCUAUUUUUUAUUGUGCUUUUUGGUUUCCUCCUCUUAUGUCCUUGCAUGUGAAGUAGCUUCGUUGUGUCUCCUUCUCUCUUUCAUCAUUUGGCCGGUCUGCUACUCUGUUGUUGUGUGCACGGGGGCGGAACAUGUCCGUCCCCGUCGUUGCCUCAAUUAAAUCACAGGUGCCCGCUCUUCCUGUGGACCCUGGAAGAUGAUGUUGUCGCUCGACCAAGAUUCGCCUGCGCUGUCACCGCAUCUCUCCCACCCCCAGAAUCCAGGGCAGACCUGAUAGUCUGUGCGCGUAAAGUCCCUGCUGUGACUCUAGCGGCACCCCUGAUAGAGCGUGUUUGGAUUCUGGGCAUUUGCGCACAGGACUGCGGCCCAGCAACGCAGGCCAGGGCGGGACCAUAGGAGCUUCGCGAGGCGGCGCGGGUACUCCUAAAUGGCUUACGGUAGUGGAGUCGGCGGGCUGCUGGACGUAUCUUGAGUUCCCCGCCCCAGAUGCGUAUGCGAGCGCGCGCGGCAUUUCCAGCUCCCUCGUUCGAGGUAGUAGCCAUGUCUGGGUUCCCCACGAGGACGAGAUACGAGUGGAAGCCAGUGCCGACCAACAUGAACGCGUGGCGACGGAUCCCGCAAACGAGAUGAUGGGUGUUGCUCACCGCCUUCGGUGUUGGCGACGUGUCUGGAUGCUGGAUGUCCUAUGUCCACCCCUCUCGUGGCCGUUCUGGUGCGCCUUCUCAUGUGAGGUCGUUGACAUGGCUUGGUGGGAAAUUCCCGUUGCGCGAGGCUCUUGCCUUGCCCUCUGUCUUCGUCCCCAGUGGUGUUGCGACAGUAGAAGCGUCUGUUGUGGCCGUCGGAGCUUGCUCUGGGUCUUGCGGCUCCUCUUGUCUUCGGUGGAGUACCUGAGUGGCUUCUGCUGCUGCCUCCGUUGACUUUUGGCUGCUGCUUGACUGGCGGUUGGGAACACUUCAGGCGUCUUUGUGCUGUGCUUCGGCCGCGUGGUCCCCAGUUUUCCCCGGGUCCGGAACUCUGGGUUACCUUGGUCGAGUUGGUGUCACUGUCGGUUCACCUAUGUCCCUGCCUUUCUGUUCUUGCCACUGGGAACAGUCUGUGCGUUUCUUUCGUCAGCGGCUUCUUGGCGCUGAAGCUCGUUGACGAUUGUUUCGGGAGGUUCCUUACGGCCCCUGAGGACAUUGCCUCGCUGCCGACCAGGCCGAACUUAGAGGUCGGCUUCGGGAAGGCUACCCGGAGUUGAGUCUGUUUCGGCAGGUCUCUUGUGAAUGCGAGGGCAGUGGUUGGCUGAGGUUGUUGGAGCGUUCCAUAGUGUCGCUCCAGAUCAUUUCUGAUCCUUCUCCAACUUCCUCAUUUCCUGUGUGGUCUAAUGCAGAUUGCAGAUCACAACACAGGGCCACCCUCGUAUCUCACCUCCAGGGGGGGCGCGCGGACCUCGCUUGCCAUUUCGUUUGGUCUCGCGAAAGUUCCAGCUCCCCCGAGCGGUAGUAGGGAAUUUCCAAGAGUGCAAAAUGUGCAUGACAAACCUGGCGAUCUUCCAGACCCAGACACUUUUACAUUCGAUCCAGGAGCAGCUCCCACACAAGGUGGUGCGGCACGUCCCGCACGUCAUCCGCCAUGUUGAACGAGACAAAGCGAGAGCACACGAUAAAGAAGUAGGAUCUCCACGAGAAGAAGAUGGAGAUCUAAAAAAGGCGGCCUUGCGCAAAAAGUUCGGGGUUCCGCCGCGGGCGUUCAUAGUGCUAGUGGUGUUUUCCAACUACGAUCGGCAGCACAACCGCAAGAUGCCGGACAUGAGUCUCGCCGUGUUUCGUGAACUGUACCGGGAGUCCGUGCGAAACGGCACCGCUGUAGAGGAGCGGCCCUUUUUGUACGUCCACGCGCUGAAGCAUCCGGACCUGCAGAAGGAGCAGGGCAGCGAGGGGAUGCCCAUGCACCUCAUUUGGGAUUCGCUACAGCAGGACGGGGAAAUCUUGCCAAUCCGCGUCAACGAGGACGAAAUGCCCUACGCCGACAUUCUGCAGCUCCCGCAGAUGGCGGACGUGUUUCUCCAUCCCGCUGUAUCACGUGGCGUGAAAACUAGAACCUUAGACCAGAUGCUGUCAUGGGCUAUAAUGAACGGAUCUCUGUACCAAAUAUAAAUAAACACCGUUGAAAUUAUCAUUAUGCUAGCACAUACAAAAUCAAUUGCGGAGGCAUUUUCUUAUGCUAAGAAAUAUUCAAUUCCUCGUGCUUGUGACGGUGAGGAUUACACCAGGUUCUUUUUCACUGCAUACGAAAAGGCGGAGGGCUUUGGGCUACCCGUGCUGGAGGCGCAGUUGGGCGGCAUUCCGGUCGUCACCACCGCGUUCGGGGCCAUGCGCGACUACGCGAUGUAUGGGCGCGCAGUACCUCCAAACGGGCCGCUUUUUAUGGAGCUGGGUUUCGCAGCCAUGCCGGAUUUUCAAGGGACCCUCAGCGCGCUGCGGGACUUACACUGGAGCCUCACUUCCAUUCGGAAGGCGUCGGGAGGAAUUGCGGACAGCCAAGGAAGAACUGGGCGGAAGCAAGAAGAGCGGCAGGAAGAAGUGCUAGCUUGCAAAAGCAGGAGGCCCAGGGAAGGUGAAGGGCGGAGUGCGGAAUUGGAUAUUGAAGACGGGCCUCGGAGUCUCGCUGCGCCACGCGCUGCAUCAAGGCGGGAGGUCCAGGUGGAUAGUUUAGGCCUCGUGGUCGAUGGCGGUGGUGAAGGGAACAGAACUAGUGCGGAGAGCCACGACGCCCGCUCGAUUGUUCAGCGGCUGCGAUGUGAACUCGAAGAGCAAAGGGAGCGUGCGCAAGCAUACAUUGCCGCCAACAUGUCCGCUGCCAGUGUGGGAGACGCGUUCCACAGUUAUGAAUUGUAGAAAGGAAAUCUUCCUCACGAGGAGACGAUUCAAGUGCAGGAGGUUAGUGAAUGCAUGCAACUCGAAGUCAAGCGACAUUUCUUUUUGCUGCACGAUGUCACUGCGUUCAUCUUCUCCAUUCUAUAUGAAUCUUCUAUCAUCGGAGCGGUUUGUAUAGCAUUGAAAGCACGAAAGGCUUGUAGGCGGAAAAACGAUGAAUGACAACGAUGAGGCUCCUCUCCUUUUUUCAAAAAUAUUUCACUACGUCGUGGUACGAAAGCAAAGUACAAGUACUCGUGAACAUACUUGACUCAAUUUCUGCAGUAGCAGGGGGAAGAUUCAGUUUUUCUUUCACAGCGUCGUAUUCGCGUCCGUCCGGAAGCCCGCCUACGUAUCACACAGAAAAAAGCUGGCAGGGCAUAUUUGUAAUGCAAAAAUAAAUACGCAAAAAAAUCUGUCAUGGGUGGCCCCUUAGCAUGCUGUUUCGGAUAUGCAACACAGAUCUUUUUGUGUAUUUAUUUUUGCAUUACAAAUGUGACCUGCCAGCUUUUUUCUGUGUGAUACUACGAGACAACGUUUCGCGUGUUUUCGUACGCCGAAAAGGUCCCCAAGAACCCGCCGGAAACGUCGCGGAAGGUGAAGUUUUUUGCUAAGAGCAUGAAAUCUUUUUUCCCAUUCCCAAUGUGAAGGUGAUACUUGGUUGUACAACCUAUAUGCUGGUCCUUUCCGUCGCUGCGCCGGUUUUUACACCUUGCCUGCGGUGCUUGCCUGGGAAAGAAGACGUUUUUAGACAGAGUUGAGGCCAACGCAUGGUAAGUCUUCAGCGUUGUAACCAAAGAGAACGAGACCUCAAAGAGGCUUGUUUUCGGGGAAGGUAAACUUGUAAAUGCAGAAAACAAAAGCUUUCUUGUUCAUACCAAUCUUCGUCUCGCCAAAUUUCGUCAUUGACCGUGACAAAGUAAAUUACGUAAUCAAGAAUUACGUGAUCAACAAGACUGACCACAAUGCGACCACCUCGGAGCUGGCGGUGACAAACAGGAGCACCACGCAAAGCAAAAUUGAUGGGGAAAAUGCAACGCAGCUGGUCGCGACAUCGCAAAACCUAACGUCUUCUAGUGCCGAUGCCGAAGGGCCCUUAUGCAAUAUCGCACCGACCCGGCCUUGCGCUAGCGCUUCGCCCUACCGUUGUCUUUCUGCUGCUUUCCAUGAUUUGGUUCAUUUUUUUUUUUGCAUUCUGUUUCUUUUCAUUGUCUUUCUAUGUCUUCUAUCCGCGGUUGUUGUGCCGGGGAGAAGUGUGCGCAUCGAACUGCUCUUGUAAUGAAGACCAGCAGAAAAAAAGAAAAACGGAUGCCACGUCCCACGUUGCUGUGGUGCUAGUUUUCGUAGUUGUCAUGUACUUACCUGAUUUUUUGUAUGAGUACAAUCUGACGGAGCAGCAGCAGCCGGCGUCACAGCGGUGGUGGCGGCGCCAGGUGGUCCGUGUUUGCACUUGCAUUCUGCACGCUGUGGGUGGGAUCACAUUACGAGCUAUCGGGUGGGGAGAUGCCACGGUUUUCUUUCGGGAAGGGUGUUGUGCAGAAGAAGGCCGGCUCUCGGGUGCUCGGGAUCCUGGACGGCGGUGGAGCGUCGGGAGAGAUGCCGACUCUGAUCAUGCGCCGCAAGGUGUGGAGAAAAGUCUGGAAGCCGGAUGUUCCUGCGGUGCAGAUCUUUCAAAAAAUGCACGCAAUUAGCCGGGAUUUCCGCUACGCCGGCGUGGUCGGUGUACGGCGUCCCAUAUGCGAAGAAAAAAGUGUUACAAUUACGCAUUGAUGUUUUGCGGAACAAGCAAGACAGACCACAACCUUUGUCAUGCCACAAAUGCUUUCGGCUCUCGUUUCGUAACUGUUUUCCUUUGUGAUCGCUGCGUUGAAGAUGUAGAGCAGCUUAAGGUAGUGGAACUGUAACACUUUUUUGUUGGGAUAUCCCACACAACAGUGGGGUCAGGGAGAUUACGCCCUUCCGGGCGUGAAACGGUGAAGCGAUUUCCUGUCCGAUUGCGAAGAGCAAUUUUUCUAUCUGCAUCUUUGUAUGUUUUAUUGCAAGUGCAAAGAAAUGGAAUUUCCAUUUCGACGAAACUGAAUCACAAAAUGCCAUGAUAUGUUUCUUCACCUCCGGCUCCGUCCUUCUGCGCCCAAGUUUCGACUCUCAAGUUAAUUCGUUUUUUUUUUUGGAUUCCUUGUUUAUGUUUUAUUCUCGAAAUUUGUUCACAACGCCACUGUGCGCCACGUGGUUUUCGAGGUGAGUCAGAGCGUGUGACGGAUAUAAAACUGCGCCCAUGAAGAUACCUCGAAGAUGACGCUUCCAUUUUGCGACGAAAAAUUAUUUGAAUCGAUAAAGUCAGCAGUAAAAAGUCCGACGAAAAAAUCUGAUGCCAGCGUCGAAACGCUCCGGAGAC
Messenger RNA from Amoebophrya sp. A120, 7028 nucleotides. Lineage: Eukaryota; Dinophyceae; Syndiniales; Amoebophryaceae. The record is from the annotation of a GenBank genome assembly.